This is a messenger RNA of Colletotrichum karsti, 3165 nucleotides long. Its product is annotated as nonribosomal peptide synthetase. Lineage: Eukaryota; Fungi; Ascomycota; Sordariomycetes; Glomerellales; Glomerellaceae. Bases 1 to 3165 code for a protein of 1054 amino acids. The record is from RefSeq and is a predicted model, not a curated record. The transcript has 3 exons.
AUGGCCACACCUCAGUACGGCAGGCGCUUGAUCCCUCAAGUCCUCGACGAAAUCGCAAAGACGGACCCCCACGCGGAAAUCUUCUCGGUGCCUCGCUCGUCGGACCCCAAGGAUGGAUGGAAGAAGAUCACCUACUGGCAGGUCGCCAACGCGGUGAACCGCAUAGCCCAGAAGAUCCUCGACAAGAGGGGCAGGCCCGAGCCGGGCAGCUUUCCCACGCUCACCUACAUCGGCCCCAGCGACGUGCGCUACAUGGUCAUCAUGAUCGCCUGCAUCAAGGCGGGAUACAAGGCUCUGCUCAUCUCCCCCAGGAAUUCCCACGAGGGCCAGAUGAACCUCUUCGAGAAGACGGACUGCAACAUCAUCUGCUUCGACUCGUCCUACAAGGACGUCAUCCAGCCCCUGCUGGAGGAGCGCCAGAUGGACGCCAUCAUGGUGAGCUCCGCCGCCGCCUGGCUCGACGACGCCGAGGUGCCCCACGUCCCCUACACCAAGACCUUCGACGAGGCCGUCGCGGACCCCGUCGUCGUCCUCCACACCAGCGGCAGUACCGGCCUGCCGAAGCCCAUCGUCGCCCGCGUCGGCAUGGUCGCCGUCGCCGACGCCUUCCACGACCUCGACGACUUCAUGGGCUCCGAAAACUGCAUGAAGUCCAUCAUGCACGGCGACCGCCUCUUCCUCCCCAUGCCGCUGUUCCACGCCGCCGGCUGUUACAUGUCCACCUUCGCCGCCAUCUACUGGAAGCACCCCGUCGCCCUCGGCUUCAUCGACAGACCCUUGACGCCCCAGACGGUGCUCGACGCUUUGCAGUAUGCCAAGAUCGACAACGUCAUUCUGCCGCCUGCUAUUCUCGAGGAGAUGGCUUACAUGCCCGAGGGUGUCGAGGGCCUGAAGAAGCUCAAGCGUGUGAACUUUGGCGGUGGUAACCUCGCCCGUGAGGCUGGCAACGUGCUCACCAAGGCCGGAGUGCCUGUCUGCAGUGUUAUUGCCUUCACUGAGGCUGCUCCUUUGCCCUACUUUUUCCAGAAGAACCUGGAGAACUGGCAAUGGUUCAUUGUCGACUCAGAACGCUUGGGCGUCGACUGGCGCCAGGCCAGCGGCGAGGACGAGGACAUCUACGAGCAAGUCAUCGUCCGCAAAGAAAAGGCGGAUCCCCUCCAGGGUAUCUUCUACACCUUCCCCGAACUCAAGGAGUACAGCACAAAGGAUCUGUACCGCAAACACCCUACACUCCCCAACCACUGGAUGUACUACGGCCGCUCCGACAACAUCAUUGUCUUCUCCAACGGUGAGAAGCUGAACCCCGUCACCAUUGAGGAGAUCGCCACCGGCCACCCCAGGGUCAAGGGUGCCGUCGUUGCCGGAGCAAUGCGCUUCCAGCCGUUCCUCAUUCUCGAGCCGAUGGAGGAGUUGAAGACCGACGAGGAGAAGCAAAAGUUCAUCGACGACGUCUGGCCCGUGAUCGUCAAGGCGAACAAGGAGACCGUCGCCCACGGCCAGAUCGGCCGCCAGUUCAUCGGCGUCACCACCCCCGAUAAGCCCUUCCCCCGCGCCGGAAAGGGCACCAUCCAGCGCCCCAUGGCUCUGAAGCUGUACAAGGACGAGAUCGACGAGUGGUACAAGAAGGCCGAGGAUGGUGCCGACUCCGUCUCCGUCAACAUCGACGUCAGCUCCCAGCAAACUCUGAUGGACUCCAUCGAGAAGCUCUUCCAGCAGACUCUCGGUAGCAGAGCCCUGUCCGCCGACUCCGACUUCUUCAGCGCCGGUAUCGACUCCAUGCAGGUCAUCAACGCCUCUCGUCUGCUCCGCAAGGGUCUAGAGGCUGCGGGUGCCAACAUCACCGCCGACGCCAUCGCCACCCGCGUCAUCUACGCCCACCCGACUCCCAGACAGCUGGCCUCUUACCUGUUGGACCGCGUCAGGAAGAACGCCGGCACCAACGGCACAACCGCCGAGGAUGACUCCGACGGUGCCAACCACGACAUCGCCGCUAUGGAGGCCCAGCUGCAGAAGUACACCCGCGACCUGCCCCAGAAGCAGGGCAGCAAGCCGGCGCCCAACGACCAGGGCCAGACCAUCCUCAUCACCGGUACCACCGGCGCCCUCGGCUCGUACAUGCUCGACUUCAUGGAGUCCAACCCGGCCGUCAAGAAGGUCGUCUGCCUCAACCGCAGUGACGACAGCGGCAAGCGCCAGGUCAAGAUGAGCGCCGAGCGCGGCCUCAACACCAACUGGAAGAAGGCCGAGUUCCUCUGCGCCGACAUGUCCAAGAGCAACCUCGGCCUCGAGCCCGAGGUUUACGACAGGCUCCUCAAGGAGGCCGACCGCGUGAUCCACAACGCCUGGCCCGUCAACUUCAACAUCUCCGUCGAGACGUUCGAGCCCCACAUCCGCGGCGUCCGCCACUUCGUCGACUUCUCCCUCCGCGCGGCCAAGAACGUGCCCAUCAUCUUCAUCAGCUCCAUCGGCACCGUCGACGCCUGGGCCGGCCCCGGCCCCGUCCCCGAGAACAGGCUCAUGGACCUCUCGCUCCCCAGCACGGGUUACGGACGCUCCAAGAUGGUCAGCUCCCUGAUCCUCGACGAGGCGACGCAGCGCUCGGGCGUGCCGACCGCCAUCGUCCGCGUCGGCCAGGUCGCCGGCCCUCAGUCCAAGUCCGGCGUCUGGAACCGUCAGGAGUGGCUCCCGACCAUCGUCGCCAGCUCGGCCUACCUCGGCCUUCUACCCAAGGACCUCGGCGCCAUGGGCGUGGUCAACUGGACGCCCAUCGAGGGCAUCGCCCACCUGAUCCUCGAGGUGUCGGGUAUCGACCACCCCGUCCCGCUGCAGAACAUCCGGGGCUACUUCCACGGCGUCAACCCGCGCACCGUCGAGUGGGAGAAGCUUGCCGAGGCGACGAAGGCCUUCUACGGUGACCGCAUCAAGAAGACGGUCACCUUCAAGGAGUGGGUCAAGGCUCUGGAGGAGAGCGCGACUUCCACCGACGAUGUCGACAAGAACCCCGGUGUCAAGCUGCUCGACUUCUACCACGGUCUGGCGCACAGUGGCGGCAAGCCGGUGGAGUUCUCGAUGGAGCGGACGGUGCAGCACAGCAAAUCGAUGAAGGAGAUGCAGGCUGUGACGCCUGAGCUGAUGCAGAACUGGUGCAGGCAGUGGGGUUUCUAA